Molecule: messenger RNA, 438 nt
Organism: Yamadazyma tenuis ATCC 10573
Lineage: Eukaryota; Fungi; Ascomycota; Pichiomycetes; Serinales; Debaryomycetaceae
Gene: MFALPHA
Product: mating pheromone alpha
Biological process (GO): mating
Cellular component (GO): extracellular region
Source: RefSeq, a predicted model, not a curated record
AUGAGAUUAUCUACUAUCCUUACUUUAGCCCUUACCUCCAAGUUUGUUUUCAGUGCCCCAGUUGAAAAAGUCAAGAGGGAAGAUGGUUUAGACGUUCCUGAUGAAGCCAUAAUUGCUGUAUAUCCUAUUGACGAGUACAAACAACCAUUUUACGCUGAAGCCGAUGGUCAAAACUAUGUUGUCAUUCUCAAUACCACUGCUUUAGGUGAAGCUGAUCUUGCCAAAAGAGAUGCUGACGCUUUCAGUUGGAACUACAGAUUAAAGUGGCAGCCAAUUUCCAAGAGAGACGCAGAUGCUGAUGCUGAUGCUGACGCUUUCAGUUGGAACUACAGAUUGAAGUGGCAGCCAAUUUCCAAGAGAGACGCUGAUGCUGAUGCUGAUGCUGAUGCUGAUGCUUUCAGUUGGAAUUACAGAUUAAAGUGGCAGCCAAUCUCUUGA